AUGAAGGAAGCACCACCAAGUUAUCAGUCUCUUUUUAAUGGAUUGGACUCAAAAAGCAAGUCAUUCAUCAAGAACAUCCGUCGAUACAAUUCCAUGUUCUCAUUUACUUCCAUUGGUGGAAAAGUUGAUAAAUCCAUUAACAAAGGCAAUGCUCCUUAUAUAUUCCGAUUGGGUGGUCAGAAUUACCAUAGAAUGGGAAGUCUUCUUCCAGAGGACGGAUCUAAACCGAAAUUCUCCCAGCUUUAUAUAUAUGAUACUGACAAUGAACUUUCAAAUAGACAAUCUGCUUUUGGUGAAUCUAAUAGAGCUUCUUCAACAAAGUCUUUGGAUCUUGAUCUUCAAGUUAUACAACAUAUACAGAAUAUGUUAGACUCUGAGAAUGUUUUGGUUAAAACAUAUCGCAUGGUAAGAGAUUUUUUUAAAGAUAACUGUAAUGCUGAGCUAAAGUUGCGGCUAAUUGGAAGAAGGCAACAAGAUGGAAGAACAUACAACUUACCAACUGCUUCUGAAGUGGCAGCUUUAAUUGUUGGUGACAUUGGCGAUUCCUUAGAAAACAGAGAUAUUAUUGUAGAAACGAAAUCUGGUGGUCUACAACGUAUUAGUGAGUUACAUCCAUCUUAUCUUGCUCUCCAGUAUCCACUUUUGUUUCCUUAUGGUGAUGAUUGCUACAGAAUUGAUAUUCCUCAUAGAGGUGUUACUCCUUCUACAUCAACCAAACGAACAUAUGUCACUAUGAGAGAAUUCUUUGCAUACAGGAUACAAGAUAGGCAUGGUGUUUUUUCAUUAAUUCUAAAUUCACGUCGCCUAUUUCAACAAUUCUUAGUUGAUGCGUAUACCAUGAUUGAGACUGAGCGACUAAAUUACAUACGUUUUCAACAGAAGGUUCUAAGAUGUGAUACUUUUGAGAACCUCUCGAAUUUACGUAACCAUGGUAAUAUAAAUGUAUCCAACACUGGAAAGCGUGUCAUAUUGCCUUCGUCAUUCACUGGAGGUGCUCGCUAUAUGAUGCAGAACUAUUUGGAUGCAAUGUCUCUGUGUAAGUGGUAUGGAUAUCCAGAUGUUUUUAUUACCGUGACAUGCAAUCCUAAAUGGCCGGAAAUUAAAAGAUUCCUUAAUAACACCAAUUUAAGUCCUGAAGACAGGCCUGAUAUCCUCUCUAGAUUGUUUAAAAUCAAGCUCAAUGCUUUGAUUAAAGACUUGAAGGAUAACUCAAUAUUUGGCAAAGUUUCAGCAGUUGUUUAUACGGUGGAGUUUCAGAAGCGUGGGUUGCCGCAUGCGCAUAUAUGUUUAUUUAUGCAUCCCGAUCACAAGUUUCCAACUGUUGAACACAUUGAUCCCCUCAUUUCUGCUGAAAUUCCUGACCGAAACGAUGAUCCAGAGUUGUAUACUCUUGUCAGUGAUUUCAUGAUUCAUGGUCCUUGUGGUCCUCACAACGUCAACUGCCCAUGCAUGGUAGAUAAUAAGUGUUCUAAGGGCUUUCCAAAGAGAUUCCGUGAUCAUACGUCUGUCGACAUUGAUGGUUUUCCUCUCUAUAGAAGAAGAGAUUCAGGAAUGUUUGUUGAAAAAUCUGGAGUUAUGCUAGAUAACAGAUUUGUUGUUCCCUACAACAAAACACUGUUGAAGAGAUAUCAGUCCCACAUCAAUGUUGAAUGGUGCAAUCAAGCUGGAUCUAUAAAGUAUUUGUUUAAGUAUAUCAACAAAGGGCCUGAUCGUGUUACUGUUUCUAUUGUUGAAAGUAACACAUCAAACGAACCUGACCCGCCGGUUGAUGAGAUUAAAAAAUACUAUGAUUGUCGUUAUUUGUCUGCAUGUGAGGCAUCAUGGCGUAUAUUCGCAUUUGAUGUUCACUAUAGGCACCCAGCUGUUAUUCGUCUCCCGUUUCAUCUUCCGAACCAACAAAAUGUUGUAUACGGUGAAGACGAUGAUAUUGACUUAGUCCUCAAUCGGCCGUCAAUGAAUUGUUCAAUGUUUUCAGCUUGGAUGGAUUGUAACCAAAGAGAUGAAGUUGCCCGAGAGCUUACUUAUGUUGAAUUCCCUACUAAGUUUGUGUUUAAAAAGGAUGAACGUUGUUGGAAACGUCAGAAACCGGGUGGUUUUACAAUUGGAAGAAUUCAUGUUGUUUCUCCUACUCUUGGUGAGGCAUAUUUUUUGAGGAUUCUUUUAAACAAACUUAAAGGUCCUCGAUCCUUUGAUGAUAUCCUCACUGUAAAUGGUCGUAAAUUUAAUACCUUUAGAGAAGCAUGUUAUGCUCACGGUCUACUAGAUGAUGACAUGGAAUAUAUAGAAGCUAUCCAAGAAGCAAGUCAUUCAGGAUCCGGUUAUUAUCUUCGCACACUCUUUGCUACGAUGUUGACGUGCCAGACUCUGUCUUUGCCGGAACGUGUAUGGCAAAAAACAUGGGAAUUAUUAUCAGAUGGCAUCCUCUAUAAACAACGACAAAUUUUAAAGUCUCCAGAUUUAUGCCUCACUGAUGAUGAAGUUAAAAAUCUCACUUUGUACGAGAUUGAGAAGAUUUUAAUUCGUAAUAAUUCCAGCUUACGAAAUUUUAAUACAAUGCCUUAUCCUGAUCAUGAGUUGAUUUCUACUUCAAAUAAUCGUUUGAUUACUGAAGAGUUGGAUUAUGAUAGAAUUGAUCUUCAAGAGCAGUUUGAGAACCUUUUAGUUUCAUUAACCGAUGAACAAAGAUUUAUUUAUGAUGAUAUCAUGAAAGCGGUUGAAGACAAUAAAGGUGGUGUUUUUUUUGUUUAUGGUUAUGGAGGUACCGGUAAAACAUUUCUUUGGAAAACGUUAUCUGCAUCUCUAAGAUCAAAAGGGGAAAUUGUUUUAAAUGUUGCCUCAAGUGGGAUUGCAUCUUUGCUUCUUACAGGAGGUAGGACAGCUCACUCUCGAUUUCUCAUUCCGAUUAAUCUGAACGAAGACUCAAUGUGUACUAUAAUCCCUAAUAGUGAUGUUGCAAAUCUAUUAAAGAAAACAUCAUUGAUUAUAUGGGACGAAGCGCCCAUGGUACACCGACAUGGUUUUGAAGCUUUGGAUAGAACUCUAAAAGACAUAUUGAAAUGUGAUGGUUCUCAUAAUUCCCAAAGUCCAUUUGGAGGUAAAACAAUCGUAUUUGGUGGAGAUUUCCGACAAACUCUUCCUGUCAUUCAAGGUGGUACUAGACAAGACAUUGUUAAUGCUUCGUUGACUUCUUCGUACAUAUGGGACCACUGCAAAGUACUCACUUUAACUAAGAACAUGAGGUUGACUGCAGGAAGUGGAAUGCAUGAUGUUGAGCAAAUACGAAUGUUUGGUCAGUGGUUGUUGGAUUUGGGUGAAGGAAACUAG
This is a messenger RNA of Helianthus annuus (common sunflower), 3324 nucleotides long. RefSeq lists its product as uncharacterized. Gene Ontology annotation, molecular function: DNA helicase activity. The transcript has 4 exons. NCBI's taxonomy places the organism in Eukaryota, Viridiplantae, Streptophyta, Magnoliopsida, Asterales, Asteraceae. The coding region runs from base 1 to 3324 and encodes 1107 amino acids. The record is from RefSeq and is a predicted model, not a curated record. Gene Ontology annotation, biological process: DNA repair; telomere maintenance.